AUGGAGUUGGGUGAGAAGUCUGGUGGCAGACUGCGUAGUCAGAGUCAGAUGCAGGCUUUUCGACAAGCUCUUUCAGAUUGUAACCUCAAGGAUAUGGGGGCUGCUGGAGGUCUGUUUACGUGGUGUGAUUCCAAUACGAAAGAGAGGUUUCUCAGCCAAAGUGGAGGAGGCUUGGGAAUUCCAUAUGGUGGGGAGCCUAUGCUUCAGCUGUGCCGCAAAGUAAAGGGAUUGGGGACUCAUCUUUUGGAGUGGGAUCGAACUAUUUUCCGUAGUAGAAGAGAGGAAGUGGAAGGGGUACGGGCACAACUGGAUGCUCUUCUCCAGAAACCGUUCGACCAAAGUGAUCAUGCCCUCAAGCUGCAACUUUCGCAAAGAUUGAAUGAGUUGAUGUCCAUUGAUGAGACGUAUUGGAGGCAACGGUCUAUAGCGGUUUGGCUUAGGGAUGGUGACCGGAACUCCCAUUUCUUUCAUAAGAAAGCAUCGAACAGACGGCAAAAAAACAAAAUUAAAAGCCUUUUCGAUAUCAAUGGAGUAUGGCAAGAGUCCACGGCCGGUAUAGAUGGGGUUGUGUUGGAUUACUUUCAGCAUAUUUUCAGCUCCCAACCACAGGACUUGGAGGCUCAAAACUUGGUUCUUCAGACUAUUGAGCCUCGUGUCUCAGCAGACAUGAAUGCCAUCUUAUUGGCUCCCUACAGCUUGGAAGAAGUUCGUAUAGCGUUAUUUCUGAUGCAUCCUUCGAAAGCGCCAGGAUCGGAUGGUCUCUCACCUUUCUUUUUUCAGAAAUACUGGGACUUAGUUGGGCAGGAGGUCAGUAAUGCGGUGAUUUCAAUGUUAACUCAUUCUGAAAUUCCCCCUGAUUUGAAUUUCACCUAUGUCGCCCUCAUUCCAAAGAUUAAAGAAGUUGUGAAUAUGUCCCAUCUUCGGCCUAUUGCGUUAUGCAAUGUGAUUUAUAAAAUUGCUUCAAAAGUUAUUGCUAACCGACUGAAAAGUUUCUUGUCAGAUAUUAUUUCUCCUCAACAGAGUGCGUUUGUUCCAAAUCGGCUUAUUUCUGAUAAUACUUUGGUAGCGUCAGAGCUAGCCCAUUACAUGCACAGGUUGAGGCGUGGACACGAAGGUUUUUUGGCUCUUAAAUUGGAUAUCAGUAAAGCAUACGACAGACUGGAAUGGGGUUUCUUACAGAGAAUCAUGUUGAAAAUGGGGUUUGCGGAGGAAUGGGUGGACCUGAUUAUGUCUUGCCUUUCUACGGUGCGUUAUUCCUUCCUUGUUAAUGGUACACCUAGGGGUUAUGUGACACCGCAGCGGGGGUUGCGACAAGGCGACCCAUUGUCCCCCUACUUGUUUUUAUUAUGUGCAGAGGGCAUGUCCGCUCUUAUUUCCCACGGAGUUUCUAGUGGUCAAUGGCAGGGGCUGCGUAUUUGUGAUGGUGCCCCUACUAUCAGUCAUCUUUUGUUUGCAGACGAUAGUAUGCUUUAUUCUAUUGCUACGCCUCAGGAUUGCACCAUGAUUAGGGAUUUGCUAAAUAUUUAUGAAAGGGCCUCUGGGCAACAGGUGAACCUACAGAAGAGUAGUGUUGUUUUCAGUGGGAGUGUUUUACCGCCUUUGAGAGACAAUAUGGCUCAAAUCCUGGGGGUUCAGAUGGUGGAGAAGCAUGAUAAGUGGAGAUCCAAAUUGCUUAGUGCUGCCGGUAGAGAAAUCUUAAUCAAGGUGGUGGCUCAGGCUCUACCACUAUAUACCAUGAAUUGCUACCUACUCCCUCAGAAUCUUAUUCAGGAACUCCACCAGCUUUGUGCACAGUUUUGGUGGGGUAGUACGGACGACAAGAAAGCUAUGCAUUGGCGGGCUUGGGAUGACCUCUGUAAACCCAAAAGUAUGGGAGGUAUGGGUUUCCGACAUCUUUUUGCUUUUAACUUGGCUAUGUUAGCCAAGCAAGGGUGGCGGUUACUCCAAUAUCCUGACUCCCUGAUCGGUCAACUUUUUAAAGCUCUAUACUUCCCCCACAGUAAUUUUUGGGAAGCUGAGCUAGGUUCCCAGCCAUCUUUUGCAUGGCGAAGUAUCUUGCAAGGCCGAGACAUACUUAAAGCAGGCAUUAAACGUCACAUUGGGAAUGGUUUGUCUACCAAUAUAUGGCGGGAUCCGUGGUUGAUGGGUGAGGAUUUGGGUGCUUACUUCUCGAGUCGAGCAACUUUCGUUGCUGAUCUUUUCAUCUCUCCAGGUGUGUGGAAUGUUACUCUUUUAUCUGAACUUUUUCCUGCUUAUAUUGUUCAGAAGAUCCUCACUCUUCCUCUUAGUCCUCGGGUUCAUGAGGAUAGAUGGAUUUGGGGUGCAGAUAAAAAAGGCCAGUUCACGGUAAAGUCGGCCUACCAUGUAGCUAGGAAUAGGAUUCUUGAUGAUGUUUCAUCCAUAUCGAAUCCAAGUGCUACUCUUUGGCGUCAGCUGUGGAAAGCUCAGGUUCCAAGCAAUGUGAAGAUAUGUGCUUGGAAAGCAGCCUCUAACAUUCUUCCUACUCGGGGUCGGCUUAGUGAACGUGGUGUUGAUAUAGACACCCAAUGCCCACUUUGUGACGAAGAAGUUGAAACUCCUCUCCAUGCAACUCGUGACUGUCCCCAUGCUACUAGUUUGAUUCAUGGUGCCAAUAUUUCCCUUGUUUCGGCCCCUUCCACUGUAGCAGAUUGGCUCACAGUUGUUUCAGCGACAUAUCCUCAUCAUUUUGCCUCUUCGUUGAUGAUUUUGUGGGCUACUUGGAGGAAUAGAAAUGCUAAAGUUUGGGGAGGUGAUUUUAAGCAGGCCUCAGAGAUUGUCCCAAUGUCAUUGGGUUGGUUGGCAGAAUUUAAAGCAGCUCGCAUUACUACCCCGUUGGGGUUGGCAACUCGUGCAGUACCCAAAUGGUCGAAACCACCAGUUGGCUUUGUGAAGUUGAAUGUUGACGUUGCUUUUGAUCAGACCUUGUGUCGUACGGGUUUAGGUGGGGUGUUCCGAGAUCAUGUAGGGACUUUUCUUCAUGGGUUUCGACAUUCUGUUACAAUUGCUCAAUCAGCUAGACAUGCCGAGCUAUUAGCAUUGAUAUUGGGAGUGCAGUUGGCCAUUGACCAUCAUCUUACACCUUUGAUUGUGGAGUCGGACUGCCUGGACUUGGUGUCAGCAUUGUCCUCAUCUUCAUUGGAUUGUUCGGAGCUGGGUUUUUUGCUGGUAGACCUGCGAACUUUGUUACAUGAAGCAUUGGAUGCUCGUGUGCUUAAGGUAGCUAGGCAGGCCAAUAGUGUGGCCCAUAUUUUGGCGCAGAGGCCAAGCAUGAUGAUUUUCAGAUAG
Messenger RNA from Rosa rugosa (rugosa rose), 3306 nucleotides. RefSeq lists its product as uncharacterized. The record is from RefSeq and is a predicted model, not a curated record. NCBI's taxonomy places the organism in Eukaryota, Viridiplantae, Streptophyta, Magnoliopsida, Rosales, Rosaceae. Gene Ontology annotation, molecular function: nucleic acid binding; RNA-DNA hybrid ribonuclease activity. The transcript is spliced from 3 exons. Bases 1 to 3306 code for a protein of 1101 amino acids.